AAAAAUAUUAUUAUAUAUUUUCAAUUGGGCUUGCACUUUUACUCUCUUUACUUCCUGCUGUCAACAAUUUGUAUGGUUAUAAUUAUAAUGAAAAAAAUUGUUGGUAUCGUAAUUCAGGUCAAAAAGAUAAUGUUUUAUGGGAAUGGCUUACGCUUUUCGGUUGGGUAGCUCUAUCUGUCUUGUAUUGUGCCAUCGUUGUUAUUUGGGUCUUUAUAAAGCUCUAUUCAGUAACGAGAAAAAUUGAUAAAACUUUUGAAUGUUUACAGACUUCACAAUUAUCUGAUACUCCUACUUUAAUCAAUAAGACUGUGAUUUCUUCUGUAGUCAAAAGAGUCAUAUUGUAUCCUGUGGUACCCUUGAUAACUCAAUCUUGUUCUAUUUUUCAAACUUGUGCUUAUUUAUAUAAUGUGUUCUCGUUUACUCUAUAUUUACUUUGCUUCAUGGGCAUUUCAAUUCAAGGCUUUGCAAAAGCCAUUGUAUUUUCUCAAGACAUUGCCGUUACUCGUGCUUUCCAGGCCGUUAAACUCCAUUUCGAUUUCUGA
Messenger RNA from Scutellospora calospora, 542 nucleotides. The record is from the annotation of a GenBank genome assembly. Lineage: Eukaryota; Fungi; Glomeromycota; Glomeromycetes; Diversisporales; Gigasporaceae.